Ctenopharyngodon idella (grass carp) is the source of this 6305-nucleotide messenger RNA. RefSeq names its product trithorax group protein osa. Gene Ontology annotation, biological process: regulation of transcription by RNA polymerase II. The transcript is spliced from 5 exons. The record is from RefSeq and is a predicted model, not a curated record. The coding region runs from base 308 to 3226 and encodes 972 amino acids. Gene Ontology annotation, cellular component: nuclear body. NCBI's taxonomy places the organism in Eukaryota, Metazoa, Chordata, Actinopteri, Cypriniformes, Xenocyprididae.
ACAGAGCUCUCUGAUCGUAAGUGGCCGUGUAGAGCGAGAGCUGAUACAGACGUUUGUGUUAUUAGUCCCUGUUCAAGAGAAUCAACAUGACUGGCGCUUGAACGGAAUGUCAGAUUAGCUUUCAUUUGGACACAGUCAUCAUUCCUAGUUACUUAUCGCACACACAACUGGGCGAUAGCAAAGUUUCCAGACUUAUAUUAACCAUAUUUUAGUAGAUUCCCAAUCAGGCUUUUCUUUGUAAGACAGUUUACACAUACUGAAACAAAGUGGAUUUAACAGUGGCUACGUGGUUUACCCGCACUCCAAGAUGCUUCUGGUCUCCCAGCGGCUAGACUCACCUCGCAUGGACCCAUUACUGCCAGGAUCCCUGAAGAGGAAAUUGACUGGGGCUGUCGAGAGUUCUGCAUCGCUAAACGGGGUCUCUGACACGUCUAUGACCCAGGGAAGUGGCAAACGACCAUGUCUGGAGGAUGUCACCCUGGCAAUGGGCCCCAGCUACCCUCAGCCCCCGUUCCCUUCUGGGAUGGGCAACCAGGGGAGUGUUCUGGAAUCUAACCGACUGAACAGUAACAACAACAGUUUGGGCUCUCCGUAUUCCGUACCCCCGAAUACUAGUCCUGGAUCAACCCCAGGGACCGGGGGAGGCUCAGGGGGCUUGACGAGUAACUUCAACCCAAAUGGGAGUUCAGCCACACCUUCAGUGGAACAGGAACUGCAAGAGAUUUUAGAUGAACUUACAAAGAAUCCCGAUCCCUCUUUACCAGAGCUUGACAUUGAGAAGAUCUUAGGAAAAGAAAGCGAUGACCAGGCAAGUAGUGCUGGAGGUUUUGUCCACCCGGAGGGUAACGGCACCCCUAAAAGAUCCCCACAGAGACAGUCGCACCUGGAGGCCCACCUAACACAGUCCCCUGGUUUCUCUCAAUCUGGUUCCCCUCAAGUGGGUCCAAGUCCUGCUGGGGCACCAUAUACGCUACCACACCCUUCCAAACCAGUUCCAUCUCCACUUUCAGCAUCACCCCUAUCGUCCUCAUCUUCACAAGGGCAAAAUCAAGCACGGUCACCCAUGCUUUCUGCCGCCCUAUCAAGCCGGGCUGGAUCCAACUGGCAUGAGGUGUCCCGGGCCCAACAGCUUCAGCAGAUGGCGUCGAAUAAUAAGCACCAUUCUAACAGCAGUGCUGGUCCCCCACCUGCACAGUCAGGGUUGUCUGGAUUGGGCCAGCAAAAUACAUCCUGGGCUGGUCCCUCUCCACCCUACCGACCAGGGGAUAAACUGCCUAACUCAUCACCUCAUCAGCAGCCCUUCAGCCCAGCAGGUAAUAUUCAGAGCCCCCAGAGCUCUCUAAUCUCUAGCAUGGCUCCAGCCCCAUCCACCGGACCUUCACCACCCUACAGGCCAGAAAAGCUUGCCAGCCCAGCAAUUGCUCAGCCUCCUUUCAGCCCCCAGAACAGCCUUCUGUCUGGAAAUGCCCCACCAGGCGUUUCAGGCACCGCAAUCCAAGGUUCUCAGGCAAGUUAUCUUCCUGGUGUGGCCCCAACAUCAAACAAUACUCGACCAUCACCUCCUUACAGACCAGAUAAACAUCCGAGCCCAGCUGGGCAAUGCCAACCAGGAACACAACCUCCCACACAAGGACAUCUUUUCAACUCACAAAAUAAUCAAGCACCUGCAAUGUCUAGUCAGCUGUUCAAAGCCAUCACAUCCAACCAGCCACCCAGUAGCCUCAAGCUCCUCAUGCAGGCACAGGGAAAACCCUCACAGCUGCAACUAAACAAGACAACCACAGCUGGUAUGGGUCCAGAACCGUACUCCUUCAGCAACACCAAGCCAUUACGACAUUUUGACCCCGAUCCCUCUGUUGCCAAACUGGGUCCUCUAGCUGUGGGAGUAUACCGCAAUGCUAGCAUGCAGCCCACAACGGCCACGUCGGCCACAGGACAUGGACAUCUUCUGCCACAGCGUAUGCAAAGGGGCAUGCCGACUGGUGGUAUCGUGCCUCACUGCAGAGAUGAUCAAGGUGCAGGAAUGGUGCCUCAUCUUCAGGACGCUCCGUCAGCAGUGCCACGGCAGCCCCAGGGCAGCAGCUACAACCUGAUGCUUAAGAAUCAGCUAAUAAACAAACAGAUUCAACAACAACAAGAAAAGCAAAGGCAAAUGGAGCAAAUGAAUGGAGGGCAUAUCACAGACUGCCAACAGGUGGCACCAUUUCAAGGUCCAGGUCGACCUCUCCCUCCGGAGUGUGGUGGAUAUCCUAUGGGGGCUUCUCAACAGUCGAAUUCCACAAUGCUCUCCCAUAGCGGCCCUUUAACCACAAACCGAAUGGGUCUUUCCUCCGGCUCAGUCUCCCAGAUGGGCUCGUCGGUUGGAGGAUACAUGUGCAGCAAAGGUUCCAAACAACCCCUCUGCCACCCUUCUCAAGACUUCGGAAUGGCGAUGCAGCCGGGCCAGAGCAUGAUGGGAAUGGGCGGCCCUCCACGUCAACCGCUACACCCGGCUCACAGUGUGACACGACCGGGAAUGCCUUGUCCCAACCUACCUGGCGGUCCUGUGUCGACCCACCACCUGCGGCAGGCGCUGCACCAAGGCGGAGCUCUUCCGUCACGCAUGAUGUUCCCUUCCCAGCAGCAGCCCACGUCACAGUCCCAGCUCUGGCAGCACCAGCAAGGGGUGCAACCACAUAUGGACCCUUCGAACCACCAACAUCCCUUCCCCGCCGGAGGAGCCCCACCUGGAUGCGGGGGUCCUCAGUUUCCACAGCGAUCCGGAAUGGCAGGUAUGCCAGCCAACUUCCCUGGUUCCCGUCCUCCUCCUAAUCAAGUAGCCCCUGGUUUGGUUGGCAGACCAGACCAGAAGAUGCCCACCGCCCAGCCUCUAUCCUCCAUGUCCCAACAGAGCCUCAGAAUGCGAGGUCCGCUUUCCGCUCUCGCUGUUAUGAAACCAGGAGGUCCAUCCAUGAUGCACCCAGCUCAUGGGAUGGCUCCUCCUAGCUACCAGACUGCUUCCGCAGGCAAACACUGUUCACCGCAGGGCUACAACCCUGGACAUAAGCUGCCCUCCUAUGACUACACGCCACAGCAUCACAGCAAUGGGGCAAUGACUGGAGGGCUGCAAGGACCCGGAGGAGGUGGCGGUGCGGACAUGGACUUCAUUGACACUCUGGUGGGCAACAAUGAAGACUGGCUGAACAAUCUCACCAUGAUUGAUGAAUACCUUGAGCAAAACUCAUAGGGACUGAUCAAAAGCUUCCUAGGUUUGAAAAUCACUACACACAGCACCAGAACGGGGUCGUGGGGUCAUCAUUCUGUAAAGGCGCGUUCACACCAAGAACAAUAACUGUAACAGCAACUAUAUUAGUGUCCACACCAAAGAAAGAUAACAUUCUGUUUAUUAUAUAAGUGUGCGCGUCUUUAAACUCAGGCAGAUUCUGAUUAGCUCUUAUUUAUCAGCUGGAAAAAAAGUUCUCCUAAGGGCUUUUCACACUUGAAAUAGUUAACCCUGGGUCAUUCUAACCCCUGGGUAAGUGGAAUCCUGGGUUAUCUUUAUUCACGUUUCACACUGCUCAUACUAUACCCGGGUUUAAAGUCCUUAUUUGCAUAUUUGCGGUGUCAAUGUCACUGACUGGGCAAACGCAUCACGUGACCCGUUUACAUAAAGGCUCUAGCUUUGCGCGUCCUCAUUGCUGACUGUAUUAUCAAGUUUUUUUUCUAAAUGAACUUUUCGAACUAUAAAGGUAAGAAUGACGGUCUCUUCUUCACAACAAUUGUCGCGUUUUCCAUCGGCGUUUGACAUUUUUCCUAUCAUAUGCAGAAACGACUGUUUAUACAUCGCAUGGUGUUUCUGUGACUGCCCAAAGCGUGUGAAUAUAAGGCACGCAAUUGGUUGUCGGUUGCUAAGCAUCUAGUUGUAACAUUCUAAGGGGCCGUUCACACAGAACGCGUUUUUCCAUUCCAAUGCGCUACUUUUCCAAUGUUUUCCUAUAUAAACACGCGCUAGACGGACGUGCAAAACCGUUGCGCUCGCGUCUUGCGUCUUUUGCAGCAUCUCGCGCAUGACAUGCCGUUCUAACAACACGGCGCUCAAGUUAAAAUCAAUUCCAUUUUUUUAAAAAUGCAUCUCGAGACCUUGCGUUUUUUCCCAGAUGACACUGGCCGCGUCUCGCGUUUUUCAAAGCAAAAACGCGUUCUGUGUGAAUGAGCCCUAACACUGCAUCGUUUCACAAUGUACAAAAGCUCGGAAAAGCAGGGUUUCAUAACCUCGGUUAAAAAGCGGUGUUAACCCCACAUCUAAGGGUACGUUUACACGACAACGAUAUGCUUAAAAUGGAGACGUUUUUCCUCUGAGUUUUCUGCGUACAGACGACCCCAUUCGCACGGAUUCCCAAAAACGACUAAAAACGCUGUAUUCUGCUGCCAGGCCAUUAGAUGGCGAUGAAACACCACAGACUGAACAUGCAAUACGCAUAUGACGUCAUCGUUUCCACAGAUUCGCGUUUUUGUUGUUUACACGGAGAGGUUUUCAAAAACUUGCAGUUUGAAACCCGUUUUCAGGCACCCAAAACGCUGUUGUUGUGUAAAUGAACAGUUUUACGUUUUUAGUUGAAAAUGGUGUCGUGUAAACGGCCCCUAAAUUGCAAGUGUGAAACGUUCCUUUACGCGGGGUUAAAAGCGGUGUUUAGAACGUCGAUAACCCGGGGUUAAAUGCAGUGUGAAAAGCACUCUAGAGUGAUUCAAAUGACAUUGUUCUAAUGUGUCAUUUUUAUGGUUAUAGUUGUGGUGUGGACUUCACUAUGCUCAUAGAAUUAGAACGAUUAUUAAAACUUUAUAGUUACCGUCUUUGGUGUGAACAGGCCUUAAGGUCAUAAAGCAUUUUUUUCGUGGCUAGCAUAAGUGAGAAUGUAUCGCACUGCUGAAAUGAUGCACAGCUGAGCCCCCUGAAAUGGCUUUUGGCGGCCAAUAAAACGUGCUUAUAUUAUAAGAUGCCCUUUCCUUUUCUCAAUGGUUGCUCUUCCAGUGCUCUUUGCACUGUAUUUUAAUAUGGAGUGAAACACUGAUUUAUGAAAACAUGGGCUUUCCCCAGCAGUGUCAAGAAAGUUCUCAUUCAGUUAAAGGGAUAGUUCACCCAAAAAUUCUGACAAUUCCAAAUCUUCUGUGAAACACAAAAGAAGAUAUUUUGAAGACUAUUUUUGUCCCUACAAUAAAAGUUAGUGGGGUCUGAAAACAACACCGACAUUCAUUGUAUGGACAAAAACACUUUUUGUCAUCUAUUUUACAUGGGGGGUGAAUAAAUGACAGAAUUGUCAUUUUCGGUUGAACGAUCCCUUCAAAUGCAGCGUGAUAGCAGUAUUGUUGGCAGUCUCAUGCCAGACCAGGCAAAUAUGUGCAGCUUUUCAUUCUUGCUAUUUGAAAAGCAUAUGAAAUCAUUUCUGUGACGAACUAUUUGAGGGUAUUUCAAAAGGGGCUUGUGCUGUACAUAAAGUAUUUUGUAAAAUAUGGUUUCUUAAACUGUAACAUACAAAAGAGAAGUACACAUAUUUAUGCUUCUUUUCUGCUGAUGAAUUUCUUUGUAAAUAAUUAUCAAAAGAAUAAAUAAAACAAAAAUGCAAUGAUGUAAAGAAAUGAGUGUCACAUUAAAAUUGCAAAAGAAAUAUUUUACACUAGGAAACUCUAUUGUAAUUUGUAUUAUGCAAGACGGUAUGGUUAGUUUUGGAGUAAUACUAUGUAUUACAAUGGUGAAAAAUUUGUUAUGUUUUUGACAUAACUGGACUUCUGGUACUCCAGUCUGGCUUAAGAGGGUUAUUUGUUUUGUGUUUUUAAAUUGUGAGGUUUGGAGUAUAAUGUUUCUCAGCCUUGUUACAGCAUUUCAUUCUGACAUUGUCUUAGAGGUUCUCUAAAUUGUGUCACAUUGCCAUAGCAUAAUACAUUUUACACUAGACACCAGUGUCUUUGUAAUAAUCUGUUCCAUCUAACAAAAUGAGGAUCUUGACGUUUUCUGGACCAAGGACACUUUUCAGCAGUUCUAGGAAUGUCUUUUGUACUGUAAGUGCACACCGGCUACACUGAAACAGCAGCCUCAGAGUAGCAGAGGGACAACAAUAUAUGAUCACACCACCUAUUAUGUAAUAACACCUUUCACAGUAAGUGCAUAAAACCCACAGUCCUUUGUGCCAGAGUCUUGGGUUUCCAGUAGUUCAUGACCAUGUAGUUAAUGCCAUGAACUUUAAGACAUUCUGAUUUGUGAUUAAUUGUGAUUUAUUAUAUUUUGUCUUCAUAUUUUUAGAUUGGAAAAUAAACUGCAUAAAAUAAAAAAA